CGGAUUUGAUUCUCUUGGUCGUAAGAAAAAAAACGUGUAAAACUUUAAAGGUCUUACUUUAUACUGGAAGCAGUCAAAUGAGGCCGGCCUGAAAGAUCUCGUCAACUUCCGAUCACCAAUUCGCGUUGAAACUUCUUUCCAACAAUAUUAAUCUGUUUAACGUUGAAAAACAUCAGUAAACAACAACAUUAAUCAAUCAUUCGCACACUUGUCAAUCAGUAGCCGUUACCCCAACUUCAUGUUUGAAACGCAACUCAUGAUGCCUGUCAAUAUAUACAUCAACCAACCCCUCUCUACAAUUUCAUCUUCAAACCAUGAACUCAACCCAAUUCUACUUAUUAUUCACAACACUUUCAUUAACAUCCGCUACAACUUCAUUCGCAAUUUACGCCCGACCCGGAUGCGACGACACAUGCGGCAACGUCCAGAUUCCAUACCCGUUUGGAAUCGGGUCGGGUUGUUACUUCAACCCAUGGUAUGCUGUUGAUUGCAACUCAUCAACACCGUAUCUUUCAUCAAUAAACAACCUGCAAAUCUUGACUUUAAACUUGGAGAACCAAACAGUAACAGUUAAUGUUUCAAUGACUUCUGAUUGUCAAACCCCAGUUCGAAACAGCAGCCAGAUCCUGACCGUUGACUUAGGUCGGACCCCUUUCUUGUUUUCGCAAGAACAUAAUAAGUUUACGGUUGAGGGGUGUGGGAAUGCUGUUAUUUUGGAGCAGGAUAACUUGCUCACAGGGUGUUCGACGAUAUGUCAGAACAUAAACACUACCAACAGAAACAAUUGUUAUGGGAUUAACUGCUGUCAAACGACGAUUCCUUAUUAUUUGGAGACUUAUAGUGUGAAUAUCUCGGGUUUGGAAAGUCGGGGACCGGAUGGAGCUUGUGGGUCUGCUUUUUUAGUGGACGAAAGAUCGUAUUCGGUUGGGAGGUUUUUGGUGGGUAACACGUUUGUUCCGAUUUCACUUAAGUGGACGCUGACGGAACAGGAAGUUAGGGGGACAGGGUGUUCUAAUGUGGGAAGACAGCAGCUUGAUUUGGGUAAUGGGACUACUAUUGAAUCUUAUAAAUGUAGUUGUUCGCCUGUUGAAAGAGGAAGCGCGUAUUUGGUUGAUGGAUGCGAAGUUGUUAGAGAAUGUGCCAAUUGUACUAACGGUGAAUGUCAAGUAAACGGGUCGGGGAAUAUCACUUGCAUUCCUUAUCCUUUCUCGCAGGCUCGAAGCAAAUCAUCGACUCUUGGAGUUGUUCUAGGUGUUAGCAUAAGUGUGGGGGUACUAAUUCUUACAGCAACAAUCUUUGCACUAUACAAAGUAAUCGAAAAAACUAAAGACAAAAGGCGAAGAGAACGGUUUUUCAAACGGAACGGAGGUAUACUAUUAAAACAACAAGAAUCGGCUGAUGAAAGUUUAGUUGAUAAAACCACACUUUUUACUGCAAAAGAGUUGGAAAAAGCAACCGAUUAUUACAAUGAAAAUAGAAUACUUGGCAAAGGAGGUCAAGGUACAGUCUACAAAGGUAUGUUAACUGACGGAAGAAUCGUAGCAGUUAAGAAAUCAAAAAUAGUCGAUGAAAGUCAACUGGAGCAGUUCAUUAACGAGGUUGUGAUUCUUUCACAAGUCAACCAUAGGAACGUGGUCAAACUUCUGGGAUGUUGUUUAGAAACCGAGGUUCCUCUUUUAGUUUCUGAGUUCAUCCCAAACGGGACAUUGUUUGAGCAUAUUCAUGGUAACAAUGACGAAUUCCCGCUCACUUUAAACACACGGUUACGUAUUGCUACAGAAAUAGCAGGAGCACUUGCUUAUUUGCAUUCCGCAACUUCAAUUCCUAUAUAUCAUAGGGACAUUAAGUCAACUAACAUACUUUUAGAUGACAAAAACCGAGCCAAAGUUGCUGACUUUGGAACUUCAAGAUUUGUGUCGAUUGAACAAACCCAUUUGACCACUUUAGUCAAAGGGACAUUCGGGUAUCUAGACCCUGAAUAUUUCCAAUCAAGCCAGUUUACCGAAAAGAGUGAUGUUUACAGCUUUGGAGUCGUUUUAGUUGAACUUUUAACCGGUGAGAGACCGAUAUCUUUAACUAGACUUGGAGAACAUAGAAGUUUGGCUACACAUUUUAUGUUGGCUAUGGAAGAAGGUCAGGUGAUGUCGAUUAUUGAUUUGAGGAUUGUGAACGAUGGUUCUCGAGGCGAGCUUAUGGCGGUAGCAAACCUUGCGAAGCAGUGUUUGAACUUGACUGGCAAGAAUAGGCCGACAAUGAAAGAAGUUGCAUCGGAGUUGGAAAGUAUCAGGAUGGCUCAUGUACCCGCUACGGGUCGAACCGAUGUUACAAAUUCUAAGUACAACGCUGGACAGCAAGAAGAAUUGAUCAUGUUAUGAUUUGUUUAUUAUUUAUUGUUCUAUUUUUUGUAGAUUUUGGUUAUAAGUAAUAUAGAAGUAUAGAUGUUAUCAUGUAUUGAUCUGAUUGCUUAUUUGUUGUAA
Helianthus annuus (common sunflower) is the source of this 2477-nucleotide messenger RNA. RefSeq names its product wall-associated receptor kinase-like 2. Bases 315 to 2375 code for a protein of 686 amino acids. Lineage: Eukaryota; Viridiplantae; Streptophyta; Magnoliopsida; Asterales; Asteraceae. Gene Ontology annotation, biological process: cell surface receptor signaling pathway; protein phosphorylation. The record is from RefSeq and is a predicted model, not a curated record. Gene Ontology annotation, cellular component: plasma membrane. The transcript has 3 exons. Gene Ontology annotation, molecular function: protein serine/threonine kinase activity; polysaccharide binding; ATP binding.